This is a messenger RNA of Puccinia triticina, 252 nucleotides long. RefSeq lists its product as uncharacterized. Lineage: Eukaryota; Fungi; Basidiomycota; Pucciniomycetes; Pucciniales; Pucciniaceae. Bases 1 to 252 code for a protein of 83 amino acids. The record is from RefSeq and is a predicted model, not a curated record. The transcript has a single exon.
AUGUCUUGUCCGAGAGAGGAGAUGUGGGCAAGGAGAGGCUCGGUGUCCUCGUCUGUCCGCUGCCGCUCCAGGGCUGCCGAGGAGCCUCUGACUCCCCCACGCCAGCCAAGCGGCGGCGAGGGCGUGAAUGGCACCACUGCGCCCCUCGCCCGCCUGCGGGCGACCCUAUGCGACGCCACGCAGGAGGUGCGCCAGCAGGACUGGGCUCAGGGUGGCGCGAUUCGGGCCGAGACAGGGUGGGAUUCAAGAUAG